UCUACCACUCUCUACAAGAACCCAUUCUCUCCCUCAUCGCCUCCACUCUUCUGAAACAUUAAUCUCUUUUCUCUCUCUCCUCUUUAUUCUCUCUCUUCAACCAGCCAAAUUACUCUCUCUGUCUCUCUUUCUGUUUCUUGUUUUGGAUUGCUGUGAUUAGACUGUGUUUUUUGUUUCUUGUUUUUGAUUGAUAUUCAAACUGGCGAUCGAAAACCACGAUACUACUGUUCGUGAAAUCAAGCCCAAGAGCAGAAGAAUCAUGGGUCCUGACGAUGAAGACAAUCGAUGGCCGCCAUGGCUAAAACCUCUACUAAGAGAAAGCUUCUUCGUUCAAUGCAAACACCACAUCGAUUCUCACAAAAGCGAAUGCAAUAUGUACUGUUUAGAUUGUAUGAACGGCGCUCUCUGUUCUCUUUGCCUCAACUUUCACAAAGACCAUCGUGCUAUUCAGAUUCGCAGGUCUUCUUACCAUGAUGUGAUCAGAGUUUCUGAGAUUCAAAAAGUUCUGGACAUUUCUGGUGUCCAAACUUACAUUAUCAAUAGCGCUAGAGUCGUGUUCUUGAACGAAAGACCUCAGCCUCGGCCCGGCAAAGGCGUUACCAAUACUUGUGAAGUUUGUGAACGCAGUCUCCUCGAUUCCUUCCGAUUUUGCUCUCUUGGUUGCAAGAUCGUAGGAACCUCAAGGAGUUACCAGAAGAAGAGGGUUGCAAUGGCUGCAUCGGACUCGGAGGAUUCUUAUAGCAGCAGUAGCAACCAUAGACGAAGCAAGAGCAACAACAGCAACAACAAUAGCAAUAAAAUCCAAAGCUUUAGUCCUUCAACGCCACCCCCAACAUCCGUCAACUACAGGACGGCGAAGCGGAGGAAGGGGAUACCGCAUCGAGCUCCAAUGGGAGGUCUAGUUUUAGAAUAUUAGUACCUGCAUUUUCACUUAAGUAUAUCAUAAGGACCGCCCCCUCCCCUUGAAAUGUAAUGUAAUUUCCACGUUGCUCCUUCCCCUCCUCCAAUGCCUUGAGCUUUGUAAAAGAGGCCGGUGUUGGAGGUCUUACUUUUAUUGGCUUUGUACAUAGAAGAAGCAUAGAUGUGGGGUAAGCAAAACAAUAAUAAAAUAAUAAUAAUAGGGCAAAUGUGAAAAAUGUUGAACUUUAGAGGACUAAAAGGAAAAAUAAGUUUGGUAGGUUUGAAUAAUUAUAUAAAAAUAGGUUGGGGUUAUAGUGAAAAUUAUACUAAGUUUUGGGUUGAAGUUGUAAAUAGUGGCUUUUUUAUGCUCCUUAGAAGUGGUGAUGAAGAUACAAUGUAAUGUACUCCUUCGAAUAAUGGAAUUUGGAGAAUGGUGUUUAUAUGUGAAAUUAAUAUAAUAUUUAUACAUAUAUA
This is a messenger RNA of Cucumis sativus (cucumber), 1374 nucleotides long. RefSeq lists its product as hypothetical. Bases 260 to 916 code for a protein of 218 amino acids. The record is from RefSeq and is a predicted model, not a curated record. The transcript is spliced from 4 exons. Lineage: Eukaryota; Viridiplantae; Streptophyta; Magnoliopsida; Cucurbitales; Cucurbitaceae.